CCGCCGCUGCUGCUGCUGCUCGUCCCGCUGCUGCCGGGGCUGCUGCUCGGCUCCCGCCUGCACGGUGCCUUAGCUGGACCAAUUCUCGUGGACCCACACGUGAUGGCAGUGUGGGGGAAGAACGUCACAUUGAAGUGUAUCAUCGAAGUGAACGAAACCAUCACCCAGAUCUCCUGGGAGAAGAUCCGGGGCAAAGGUGCCCAGACCGUGGCUGUCCAUCACCCUCAGUACGGAUUCUCGGUCCAAGGAGAAUACCAAGGGAGGGUCUUAUUUAAAAAUUAUUCACUCAACAAUGCAACCAUCGUCCUCAACAACGUAGGCUUCCCCGAUGCGGGAGAGUACAUAUGCAAAGCAGCUACAUUCCCACUAGGAAAUGCCCAAGCAUCCACAACAAUAACUGUGCUGGUUGAACCCACUGUGAGCCUAACAAAAGGACCAAACGCUUUAAUCGACGGGGGCAAUCAAACGGUAGCUGCCAUCUGUAUAGCCGCCACCGGGAAACCCGUCGCCCAGAUUGCCUGGGAAGGAGACCUCGGGGAGAUGGAAUCCAGUUCGACGACUUUUCCAAACGAGACUGUGACGGUUACGAGCCAGUACAGACUGACUCCGACCAGAUUUGCCCGAGGACGGCGGAUCACUUGUGUGGUGAAGCAUCCAGCUUUGGAAAAGGAGAUCCGUUAUUCCUCCAUGCUGGACAUACAAUAUGUCCCGGAAGUUUCGGUCACAGGGUACGAUGGAAAUUGGUUUAUUGGGAGAGAGAACGUUCAUCUCACGUGUAAUGCUGAUGCAAACCCACCCCCCACGGAAUUCACAUGGAGAAGGUUGGAUGGGCAAUGGCCCGAAGGUCUAGUGACGUCAAACAACACCCUACAUUUCAGCAGUCCCCUGUCUUACAACUACUCUGGGGUUUAUGUCUGUAAAGUGACCAAUUCCCUUGGUCAAAGAAGUGAUCAGAAGAUCGUCUACAUCCUAGAUCCUCCUUCUACUACCACCCUCCCGCCUACGAUACCGUGGCACCUCUCCACCGUGGACAUCCCAGGUGUAGCCACAGCGUCUAAAAAAUUGCCCUUCCCGCUGUCCACCCUGGCCAGCAUUCAGGAAGACACGCUGGGCACCAUCAUCGGUAGCGCCGUGGGCGGGGCCCUCUUCUUGAUCCUCAUCAGUGUCUUGGCGGGCGUCAUCUUCUAUAGGCGAAGGCGGACGUUCCGCGGCGACUACUUUGCCAAGAACUACAUCCCGCCGUCGGAUAUGCAGAAGGAAUCCCAGAUCGACGUGCUCCAGCCCGACGAGCUGGACUCCUACCCCGACAGCGUCAAGAAGGAAAUGAAACACCCCCACAACAACCUCAUAUGUAAGGAGAGCUCGGAAGAUCCCGACAAAACCGAGUGGAACAAUGGCGAGAGCCUCGGUAACCGGUACCAGGAGCGGUUUGAGAGACCGAUGGAUUAUUACGAAGACAUAAAGCUGGGCAUGAAGUACGUCGGCGAGGACUGCUAUGACGACAACGAAGACGACUUAGUUCCCCAGGUAGACGGUUCGGUCAUUUCCCGGAGGGAGUGGUACGUUUAGCCACCGCUGAAUGAAACCCGACUCUGCCGCAACGUGUCAUUUGUGUCGGUCGGUCAUUUUCAAAUCUGUCCCUCCUUUUUCUUGGGGAAGAAUAAGCUUUUUGAAGUUGAUUUUCAAGCUUACUUUUUGUACUCCAACUUGACCAAUGGAAAUGUCAGAUCUAGGUAAAAUGUAUCUGAGCUGCUCUACGUAUUUUUUUUUCAAUGCUAUACUACUGUCUCUCGAGAUUUGAAUAUUAACGCAGAGUACUUUAUUGGUCUGUGGCACAGGUAAGAACAGAAUGUUAAUUUAAAGUUAAUUGUAUGUUUUGGGGUAUAAAAAUUAAAAAAAAAAAAAGCAACCACCUUCUGCAUUGUGUAUUAAGUGUUGGCCUAAGACUGUCAUCUCAAGAACAAUCUUGGUAAAAACGGUACCUCUCGAUCUAGAACCUAGAAUUGCCUUCCUGUAAUGACACACAGGAAUCAAAUCUAAAACCUGUUCAAGGAAGGCUUAGAUAUUUGUUGAAAAAUCGAUUUCUUUCUUCCACGACCUGCAGCCUGGUGGAUCAUCGUUCCCUUUCCACGUUUUUAGUUCCUUAGGUUGUGUUCUGCACAAUGGACGAAUACCUCUGCUUUCUAAUGAGCCUCGCCGUAAAUACUGUAUAGCUGACUGUACUCUAGAAGGUUAUUUUGCGGCACUGAAACUUUUGCAAUAGACUUAAUGCACAAGGGUUUGCCCUAAUUACACAAUUUAAAUCUUCAGUAUUUUGGGUCAUAAAAAGAGACGGAUGACAGUUUUUCGCAAAAUGAAGUCUAAAUCCUUCAUAAUUUAACUUAAAAGGCUCCGAACGCAACAGUUUUCCUCGUCCCUAGAGGACGAACGGUACUGUGAAGGUAGAAAAUUGAGUGUGUUAAGCGAGUUUGGAAUUUUACAUGCUUUCCAAUCUUUUUAUACUUUUUGCUUCUAGUAAACAAUUAAAAAAAAAAAAUGAGACCACUCGUUGACUGCAGUCCAAAAGGGAUUUUGAGGGAAGAGCAAGUAGGAAACAACUUUUCAGUUACAAAUGGAAAAUGAGAGCACAAACCUAGCCGAAAGCUGUUUUUAUAUCAUCUUUGUUGGUGAUCUUGUCUUCGAUCAUUUUGAUCAGAGGGUAAACAGUAUAAGUGGAACUUUGAAGCACCAAAAUCUGAAUAUUGGAGUCAGGUGUAAAGGCUGUUUAAUUGGCAGUAACAGCUCAAACCAACAUUUUACCCAAACACGGAUCUCCCAUUUUUCCUUUUUAUAGACGUUAAUUUUUGAACAUUUCGGGAUUUACCAAAUAGGAUGAAGUGAGCAGGGUUAAUUGAUAGAGUAAGCAUUUCGUUUUCAGAGUCUACGCUGUGCAUCCCGAAAAGAGAAAUUCAGCAAUAUAUUCUUCAGUUCUUUCUAGAGGUGCCUCCCUGAGCCCUUAAUUAAAAUGUUUUUGCAGCGAAGACCUGAUAAACAUACCGCUAAUGCUUACGUGUAUUUUGAAGACCAAAGAACAGAUCUUUCCAUGGCUGCUUCUGGGUUGUGUUGCCUUGGCUUUUUGGCUGGGCGAUAAAGAGGAAAUUAACUGAAUGGUUUUGAAAUGUUUGGCAAACAAGAGGGGAGAGAAGCAAAGAGUGACUCGGAGUGAAAUUGCUUGCUCUGAGGUGCAAUCGCGAAUGCCAAAGGAGGCAGGGUCAGCUAGAGCCAGUUCCCUGAAAAUGCUCUGCAAGACACUAAAACCUGCGAUUGAGAGAGUUUGAGCUAAUCAAUGACCGGAACGUGGGGCUCUAUUCUCCCUCUUCCUGAAGCAAGGGAUCCCAGCAGCCCAAAGCUUGAAACAUUUGGAGUAGUUGACAAAGCCUCUACCAGAAAAUCUGGGCGUUUUCUAAAGUCCAGCCCAGAGCACACGGGAAAAGGAAAUAGGGUCCACUCCUUUUAAAGAAACCAUCCGGGCCUUGGUUCACUAACCUGGGCCAAUGCCAAAAAGCACAGUAAAAAUGUAGUCAGUAUUUAGAGCUCUAUCGCAAAUACAGAAUCUGGAUUUCUAAAGUGACUCCGUCAACGACACACUGCGAUGGGAAGUUACCGUGUUUUGGGGAAGAUGAGAGUAACAGCCGGUGAUUCAUAUUUGGUCUGGCCAAAAGAGGGUCCCCAAUAUUUUACCAUUUGAAAUACAGGCGGUGGUUCGUUAUUGCGUCGGCCCAGUUCCAUCCCCGCUAUCAUCCCAUGUGAAUGCUCCAAGCAAAAUCCCCAGCGAGCGAGCGCUAUUUCUAGAAUGACAUUUUCAGUGUGCAAAGAUCUUGACUUGUAGGUUGUCUCUUUGAAAACUAGCCGGCUGUGGGGAGAAAAGUGGAUUACCUACUGGGGACCCCUUUUUCAUGUGGGAUAUUGUAGCCUUCUGUAAGUUUAACUUUUUCGUAGCAAAAUUCAGAUGGAAAAGCGAGUAUUUGAUCUACGAGUAUAUUCUUUGCCAGCUGAAACCAUUUGGUAAACUUUAUGAAGUUUUAAAGUGAAACUUUGAAAAACGGAUACUAGCGGUACGACUUUCUAACGCACUGCAGUGUUGUUUCUCACAACCUGAUGUAAGCUCACUGUAAAUAAGAGACCUGAUUGUAAACAUUAAUAGCUGUUGUGUGAAAUAAACAUUUUUGUUAAAUUAA
This is a messenger RNA of Ornithorhynchus anatinus (platypus), 4217 nucleotides long. RefSeq names its product nectin cell adhesion molecule 3 (gene NECTIN3). Gene Ontology annotation, biological process: homophilic cell-cell adhesion; heterophilic cell-cell adhesion; symbiont entry into host cell. Gene Ontology annotation, cellular component: adherens junction; apical junction complex. NCBI's taxonomy places the organism in Eukaryota, Metazoa, Chordata, Mammalia, Monotremata, Ornithorhynchidae. The record is from RefSeq and is a predicted model, not a curated record. The annotation marks the transcript as partial. The transcript has 6 exons.